AUGGCUGACGAUGUUGCUCAGAGGAGUGAAGAUGUGCCUCAGAUGACCGUGGAUGUAGAUGCGACUGUUGCAGAGGACUUAGGUCGUGAUGGUGCUGAGGGGUCACAUGCUGAUGAGGGAUUCCCUGGUGGGCCCCGUGACCCAUCAGUUCUGACUUCAUUUGUGGAGCAUGAGUGUCCUGAGCUAAAGUUGGUGUCGCACAGGAGGAAGGUGGCGUUAAGUGGGAGGCCAGUGCCUGAGAUUGAAGGGCUGGUUGUCGCCACAGGAUUAAGUCCAUUGAUCGAGUGUUCAGUUGUAAUCGAUGAUCCUGGACUUAUAUCCGCAUUUGUGGAGAGGUGGCACAGGGAGACCAACACCUUCCACCUUCCAGUAGGAGAGUUGACGAUCACACUAGAUGAUGUGUCGUCACUCCUCCAUCUCCCUAUCAGUGACGCCUUCCACAGCUUCGAGGCUUUUUCCAUGGACGAGGCGGUAUUUUUGUUGAUGGAGUUGCUCGAGGUGUCUAGUGAGGAGGCUAGAGCCGAGACAAGUGCAACAAAUGUUCAUGUGGUGCAUCUAGAGGCUUUUCGCGACCUGGGUCAGAGUCGGGGCUAUGCCUGGGGAGCUGCGGCUCUGGUUCAUAUGUAUGACCAGUUAGAUGAAGCUUCUAGGACCACGACACGACAGAUUGGGGGGUACCUUACUUUAUUACAGUGUGUCAUCAAUGAUGCGUAUGAGGAGAUGUCCCCUCGUGCCUCCCGGUGA
Glycine soja is the source of this 744-nucleotide messenger RNA. Its product is annotated as protein MAIN-LIKE 1-like. The transcript has 4 exons. Gene Ontology annotation, biological process: meristem development; meristem maintenance. NCBI's taxonomy places the organism in Eukaryota, Viridiplantae, Streptophyta, Magnoliopsida, Fabales, Fabaceae. Bases 1 to 744 code for a protein of 247 amino acids. The record is from RefSeq and is a predicted model, not a curated record.